Messenger RNA from Rotaria socialis, 3333 nucleotides. The record is from the annotation of a GenBank genome assembly. Lineage: Eukaryota; Metazoa; Rotifera; Eurotatoria; Philodinida; Philodinidae.
AUGACUCUUCAGUGGAAACGACAUCAUAGUGUUGAAAGCUUGGACGACGAGACUAGCAUAGAACUAACAGUUCUUCGACAACAUUGGAAACAAAUUUUACAAAUAUUUCAAAAAAGUCUCAUUGAUCAAGAUGAUAUUACUUGUGUUACAUCCCAUUUUCAACAUGCAGUCACAUUGCUCACUAAUGAAGUCGCUAGUCACGAUCGUCCCGGUCCUGUACUCUUAUAUUUUAUUGCUGAAUCUAUACUUGAUACAUUUUUUGUUUGGUCAUUAAGUUGUCCUGAAUAUGCAUCAGAUCUUAAAUAUCAUCAAUUACGUUGCUUUGAAUUUCUUCUUAGCCGUGCUCAACAUGAACUUCUCUUUCACAAACAAAUUUUUAAACCAUUGCUCAAUCUACUUCGAUCAUGCGAAUCAUCAACAUCAUUAGAACUUAUUGAAAAACAUAUGAUUGUUGUGCUCAAUCAAGUUUGUGUCAGUAUUACAAGAAAUCCAACACUAUUGGAGCUUUGCUUUGAUAUCAGUGCUGAACAUGGUCCAUCAAAAUUUGUAAUCUUUUCACUUCUAAUUCCAUUUGUUCAUCGCGAUGGACUUGCUGAUAAACCAUCUGCUCUGGGUAUUACUACAGGCCAACAAGCUCGUGAUGCAUUAUUACUUAUUAUGCAGUUAUCGUAUCGCAAUGAACCAAUAGCAAAAUAUAUUGUAGAAAAUACAAAUUUUUGUCCGAUCUUAGCAACAGGUUUAAGUGCACUCUAUUCUGAUCUACCGCAUCGUUUAGCAACGAACAAUGAUGAAUGGUUUAUAUUAACAAAACAAGAAUGGUCAGAAAAUCCAUCAUUGGUGCAAUUUAUGAAUUCAUUACAAUUUUGUAAUGAUGUUAUUCAAAUUGCUCAUCCAAUAAUUGGUCAUCAUCUAUUACAAUUUAUUUAUCAUGGAUUUCUAGUUCCUGUUCUUGGACCUAGUAUUCAUCAGGAUCUUCAUGAAAUACCAUUGAAAUUUUCUGAUUUACAACAUUUCUCGAAUACCAUGGAUGAAGUCAUUGCAGCGACGGCUUAUUUAGAUUUGUUUAUACGUACAAUUUAUGAACCAGCUUUAUUAAGAGUAUUUUUAAAAUUUAUACUUUGUGCCAAAAUCGAUGAAAUGAGUUUAUUGGAUACGUUAAUACAAAGAAUUAGUUUUACAACAAAACUUGGAUUAGUAUCACUUAGUUUAUUUUAUACGUUAAUUAAUCUCAACUGUGAAGAUGUUAUGUAUCGCCUAAUUUUCAUGUAUUUAAUACCAUGUCGACAUGUUAUGUGUAGUCAACGACGUCAUAUAACAGAUGUAGAAAUUUAUGGAAAAAAUGCUGAAAAAUUUCUUACAUUAAGACCUUCAUUUGCAAACAAAACUAAUGAUAAAGAUAGCAAUGGUACUCCCCAAUCAAAACAAGUGCGUGUUAGUUUUGAUCAAACUGAUGAAUCUAAUGAACGAUACGAAUGCUCAUUCGGUGCUUAUCUUGAAGAUGCGCAUUUUAGUAUUGUUCGUUGUCGUAUUGCUUGCCGUUGUUGGACAGCACCCUAUGAUGGCGAAGUACCUUCUUCAGAUACAAAUAUUGAAGAAAAUGAUUUCAUUUCAUUAGCAAGUAGUAUAUCAUCAUUCAAUACAGAUAAUAACAAUUCGAAAAAAUCCGGUCACAUAUCCAAUCAAAAACAAUCAAUAAAUUUUGGAAAAAACGUUGCGGCAUCAAAUGAUUCUGGUAUUCAUGUUGAUGGUCUUGAAAUAAAUUCCCAACUAGAAUCUCAAACAAAACCAACUGAAGAGUCCUUUCAGUUACCGUCAUGGCUUGCUAAUAAUCAACCUAUACCCGAGGAACUUCUUACAAAACACUCAACAAUGAUGAACCAUUCGACAUAUCAUUAUGAACAAACGGAUGACGAUGACAUUGAUUACUAUCAGCAUCCAUCAUCGUUUUAUGCUUUGUCAUUUAUUGAUUUCUCAGGUGAAAAUGAAGAUACAUGGUCAGUAAAUUCAUCGAAUACGCCUAAUGUGCAUAUACGUGAUGAAAUAAAAACAUGUGUCGAGACACUUCAUAGUUGUUUAAGUCAUUUUCGUGAAAUGAACGAACAACCCAAUGAAAUCGAUGAAAAUAUUGAUGACGAUAUAAAAACUUUAGUAAAUGAAUUAUUAGAUCAAGUCAACAGUUCUAUUGAAAAAUUUCAAUUAGAUGAAGUCGAUUCAAUCAAUAUACAAUUAGAUUUUAAUUUGUUAAAUGAAUUAUUGACAAAAAAAUUAACAUUUCAAGAAUAUUUAAUUGUACUUGAUCGAUUAAUUGAUAGUAAAUAUUUAACAAAGUCAACUAAAACAAGUGAUGAAUUAUACAAUGAAAUUCUUUUACUUGUUGAACAAAUUGAACAAUAUCGAACAAUAAUUAUAACAGAACAUAAUCAUAAUACUGAUGUAGAUAAUCAGUAUUUUUCACAGUUUAUAAUAAAUGCACAAUCAAAUUACUCUGUUAUGUCAUUUUUACAACAAUCAACAUCAAUGGAUAUGUCUCUAAUAGCAAUAAAUGAUUUAUCAAAUCAAAUACAAUCAAAUAUAUUUACAACGAGUAUUCAACCACAACAAACAUCCAUAAACAAUGGAAAACCAGCUGAUAUUGGCCCAUUCCUGCGUACAAUAUUUAUAAAAUUGGAAAAUAUGCUACACAAUUCUUUGUAUGUGAAUCUAUUAUUAACGGGUAUAAUAUCACGACUAGCACAUUAUCCUCAACCGUUGUUACGUUCAUUAUUACUAAAUCAUAGUCUAGUACUCGAAACAAAUGUUAAAUCACUCUUUCAAAUUCUUUCAAAUCUCAAAUCAAAACUUGAAGUAGUUUCUCAGACAUUUAAUGAUUUCAAUUAUCUUGUUGAACUAGCACAUGAAACAUUGUAUCAAAAAGAGAAAGCUGCAAAAGACCUCGAUGGAAUCCAAAAACGAGCGCUUUCACCAUCACGCACAAGAUCGAAAUCGGCCGAUCCCGGCAAAGAACGUGUAACAAAACGAAGCCGUAUUUUGGAUUUUUUUCGUGGUCGUAGUCGAGCUUCGGAACGAACCGAUUCCAAUGUCAAGGAACGAGAUCAUUCUCAUGUGACAUUAAUUGAUAAAACAUCUAUGAAAUUCAUUAAUAUCCGUGAGAAUCCACAAAAUCCGCCUACAAAUGAAUGGGACGAUCCUAAAACACGUAAUGUCGCUUAUUGCGCUGUUGUAUUCAAUCAAUUUCUUAAAGAACUAGCAGCAGUAACACUAGAACAUAGUGUACAACAAUUUGAUGAUGAUAAAAUAUUCGAUGAUCUUCCAUUAACACAACUAUUGUUAUGA